AUGCCUUAUGAGCUGAAACCACCUGCAUGGUCAUUACUGCAGAAUAUAGUGCCGAAUAGUUUUUCGAAUGGCUUAUCACCUCAUAUAGUUGUUAUAUUUAGUAUUUUAUUACGAUUAGAGGGUUAUGCUGAAUUACUUGUUACUUUUGAUCGACAGCGAGCAAAACGACUUUUGCGACUUGCAAUGGGAGUUUCUACAUCAGAACAUCGCAGUUUCGCUCGUUUUACUACUGUUCAUCAGAAAAUAGCUCCUAAAAGUAAUGCAUGUGAUUUCAUGAAAAUUUCUCGAGCCGAUGCUGAUUUUCUUGCAUUGCUUCCAUUAAUUGUGCUUGAAAUGCUUUUUAAUUCGCAUCCAUCCAAUACUUCUCGUGGAAAAUCUAUUCGAGAUUCGGCUCUUACAUAUGGUGUUUUGGAUGUUUUGCUUGUUUGUCUAGCACAUUAUGGCCAUCAAAAAGUGGAAUCUUUUUCAGCUCGAUCUGAAAAAUUGCCACCUGUUCCAUAUGCGGUUGUUCUUACUGAGCGUCUUUUACAAGCUUCUGUGCAUACUGAAGGAGCCAAUGUGGAGUCAACGAGUAUGAAUCAACUGCCAUAUGAAGACAGAUUUAUUGUUGAUUAUAGUGCUGCUUCAAGUGGCACGUCCUAUCCGCAGUCGCAGAAUUUUUGGGCGAAAGGCACAGGUUUUGGGAGUGGAACAACCCAACAGCAGUGGAAUGUUGAUCUUCAUGUACUUAGACGUAAAUUUGAUGAGAAUACAGUUACUCUUCUUUUAAAGGUAAAUAUUUCCUAUCCAUUUAGGCAUAAACUUGAUAGAAUACAUUUAAAAUACAUUUUUUUCAUUGACCAUGCUUUGUUUGUCAUUUUGUUUCACAUUCAGGUUUUAAUGGAAUUCGUUAAUCCAUUUCCGAGGCCUCCGAAAAAUUCACUUGUUCACUCGAAUCAAGCCAUCGAUGUUCAAGAAACAGAAGAUAAACCAUCUCUUUCACGAAUAAAUGAUGAACCUGAAGUUGGUUUUGAAAUAAAUGGUAGCAGUGGGUGGGUGGCAGAUGGAGUGAUUGUUGACCUCCUUUCUCACAGUGAUAUAUUUAACGAUAUAUUUUUAGUAUUGGAUAUUUCUCGGCAUGUAGAAGUAUACCAAGCAGUUGUUGAUCUAGUGGGAGCAUUGGCUGUAGCUCCCGUAAUUGUUGAUAACGCUAAUAGUAAUAUUCUGAGUGCCUUGUUGUCGAAGUCAGGCUGUAAUCUUUCUUUGCAUUCUAUGCUUAAACAACUUCAGGCUUGUAUUUCUACUUACCUUAACCGACUAUCAAGCGGGAAAAAUUUAAAACAGACAAAAUUGACGGACGUGGAUGAAAACUGUAAUAAUGACAAUUCAGUAUUGAAAUGCAGUGAAGAAAAACUUAUUGCUUUAGCAACAACUGCCCAAAGCACUUGUGAUCUCAUCUCACAAAAACUGGUUGAUGAUUCAAAAGAAGUUGAUGGUGCAGAAAAUAAAAUCACAACCAUCGAAGAACAGUACAUUAAAAUUAUGCGUUCAAUUCAAUUUGAUACAGUUCCGUUCUUCGCUGAAGAUCAUUUGGUACCUUAUCAUUAUCAUAGUUCAUUGCAAACUGUGAGUGUUGAUAACGCUUUAAAUCUGCGAACACGUCGUCUUGCUCAGGAAUUCGUAACCUUAAGCAACUCAUUACCUUUAAGCAGCAGCAGCUGUGUUUUUGUUCGGUCAGCUGAGGAAAGGCUGGACGUUGUUAAGGUUUUGAUCACAGGACCAGCAGAUACUCCAUAUAUGAAUGGAUGUUUUGAAUUUGAUGUUUGGUUUCCUUGUGAUUACCCUAAUUCGCCUGUGCAUAUUAAUUUAGAGACUACAGGCAACAAUACUGUGCGAUUCAAUCCUAAUUUGUAUAACGAUGGUAAGGUUUGUUUGUCAGUCUUGAAUACAUGGCAUGGACGCCCUGAGGAGCGUUGGAAUCCAGAAACAAGUAACUUAUUGCAGGUUAUUGUUAGUAUACAGUCAUUGAUACUUGUCUCUGAUCCUUAUUUCAAUGAACCAGGAUAUGAACGAUCAAGAUGUACCCAAACUGGCCAGCAGGCAUGA
Messenger RNA from Dracunculus medinensis (Guinea worm), 2085 nucleotides. The record is from the annotation of a GenBank genome assembly. Lineage: Eukaryota; Metazoa; Nematoda; Chromadorea; Rhabditida; Dracunculidae.